CGUGAUAUAUUGUUGUAUUGAAGAAGAAAAAUGGCGGAUAUUUGAUCUCAAAGACUUUCAAAAUAUCCAAAGAUUGUCCUUUUACUCUCCAACGAACAUGAAAAACCAAACAACCCUAGGUGCUAUCAUCCCGUGAGACGGUUCAAUGGAUACCAGGGACAUUCUCGCACAACUUUUGUCGUCUGAGGACAGCAUUUCUUCAACAGGAACGCUGGGCGCUGACGGUCAACCUGUCAAGAAAGACCUAUCGACUCACAUUGAAGACAACUUGUCCAGGCUUUUUGAGUGUCUGAAACUAGAAUAUGGAAGACGAAUUUUGGUGUCCCCAAAAUGGAAAAACUUUGGCAGUCAGAAGUUACAGCUUUCAGAAAAAACUCGUUUGAACAAUGCUAUCUGGAGAUGUUGGCAUAUACAAUAUCAGAAGAACAAAAAACCACUGUUUUGUCAGUUCGUGUCACCACUAUCGUCGGAGGAGAGGGAACCCCCAAAGAAACCACUGGCGAUAAUCCUUCAGGGUCGAUACUGGAGAAGAAAACUUGAUGCCAUAGCCAGGGAAUACCAGAAAUGGAGAACAUACUACAAGCAAAAGUCUCAGGAGGCUGAGGAAGAAGCACAACAAGAGAGAUUACGUACUUUAAGUACGAGUAGUGGAGAUGAUGAGGUGUCUCAUGGCUCGCCAAUGACACAAGUAGUAAAUCUUAUGGAUAUGCAGCUUACUACAGAUAACAUGGUUCACUCGCAUCCAGAUACACUCUUCACCACCAAAACAGCAGUCAGGUCACAAGCAAAAGAAACAAUUCCUGAGGCUUCAAUAUCUGAGAUAACAUUUCAACCAUCGCUGGAUAGUUUACAACCAAACCUUGAUGAAUUUUCAAAACAUAUUGAAAGUUUAGUUGAUUUUUUAACAGAAAACCAGCCCAAUGAAUCUUAUCAAGUACCAUUCAGUACUUCUUCCAGAGAGAGCUUGCAGUUUGGGAGCAACCAACUAACUCCCCUAAACACAAGUCUCACGUCACAGGCUCCAAGUAUGAUGUCUUUCCAAGGACCCCAGAACAAUGUAGAAAUGAUGGACCAAUCCCAGAAUUUUGAACUUUACAGUAUACCUACAGGGGUUGGCCAAGAAAACCAACCUAUCCAACAGGUCACAUCAUUGCAACAAGACCAGGAUUUCAUGGAUACCAGCGAGAACUUUCAACAGUACACAAUGGACUAUGACAGUCAGAUGAACUUGCAGAGUUUUUCACCUUCUUCUGGUCAGCCACUGUCGCAUGAGGGGAUUCCCCUAGAGCAUCUUCAUGAGGAAGUCGAGCAAGAUUUUUUUGUUAAUCAGAAUCAAGCAGAAUCAACGGUAGUACAAGGUACAACCUUGACAUCUCCGACUCAGAAAUCACCAAUUCCUGUGCUCCCUCAGUCUCCAGCCCAACACAUUCCAGGAUCCCAUUUGCAAGAUCCAAAGCUCAUGACUUCAGGCCAGACACGGCAUCUGCCUUACAGACACAGUAGUGGUAACUUACAGGAGUAUGGCACUUCACCAGUAAGAAAGGGCCGAUUACCAAGAAAUGUGUCUGACAACCAGUUAUCGAUGAUUGAUUCAUCACAAUUGAGUACUCUUGGUUUGCCUUUUCUUCAUUCACAAGAACAAAAGAUACCUGCCCAGGUUCAGUUUCCUAACCUUGUGGCUCACUUACAGUCUUCAAAUGCAAGCCACUCGGAAUCUUUAAGUACUGGAACUCAAGCUAAACGUCCUCGGAUUCCCAGGAAUAUGUCUGAUUCAGGGCUGUAUGAUAUGCUAAGAACUUCAAAAUCUCAUCUUCCAACUUCUUACAACAGCAGUUUGUCACAGUUCAGUUCUGCCAUGGCAACCAGUCCACCACCUCACUCAUCACAGCAGACACCUCUGGAGCAAAUACGAGCACAGGCACAGGCAGGGCAAGCACAGUCCCAGAUAUGUCCAGCUCCUUUUCAGCAAACUCCAGCAUCUCAAAUCAAGCAUUCAACUGGUAGAUCACGAAAAGGGAAACUCCCUCGUAACAUGUCUGAUUCCUCAUUAAUGUACAUGUCAAAUCAGAACUCUUCAUUKAAUCUGAAAGGCUUUCCUACACAUAGGAGAAAAUCUAAUGACUCAUUACAAGCCAUGAGUCCCCCAUUGAGCUUGCCAAGUGCCCACUCUGUGUUAUCAUCAUCUAAUCAGGCAGUGGACCCCUUGACAAGACUUCAAAGUACCCAUCCAGUGUAUGCCUCAACAACACUUGCAUCAAGUCAACCCUUCGAUGUAACAAAACAAGUUCCAGUACCGCCAAUCAGCAGUAGUGUGACAGGUGCAAGCGCUCAUGAACAGAUGUUACUAUUUAAUGAACUUCAAAAUCAAAACCAAUCCUCCAUGGCUUCAUCUACAACUCCAAACACAGGAUUAACAAAAAAUGUCUACUCUUUUGCGGAAACUCCCAAGACAGGAUCAUUAUUAAGUCAGCUUUUACUCCAAAGUGAAGGCAGUCCUGAACUGCAAAAGAUGGAAACAAAAGAAUCCCAAAAUCAAAUGGUGAAGCAGCUUCUUCAAGUGGUUCAGAACCAAAGCCAGUUCACUUCUCACAAGCCUAUAUCAAGUCAGGAAUUAAUGUUGGCAGCAAUGAAAUCUACAUCUACUAAUCAGCAGUCCACUGAGCUGAUGUCUCUACUGCAAGGGACAUCACCACAACAGAGAGGUACAGAUCUGGUUGGAACUACAAGUUCAUCUCAACUGUAUCAUAUUCUGCCCCAGCAUGAUCAACAACAGCAACAGCAGCAACAGAAAUCRUUGCAGCUUUUGCAACAGCAGCAGCAGCAACAACAACAACCACUUGUGCAAAUUACUCAGCAAAGAAAAGCAAAAGCUCCACAACAAGCAACUCAAGUCUUAGAGCAAAAGCUACAACAACAGCUACUACAACAACAGCAACAACUGCAACRGCAGGCCACUGAAAAUCAAAAGACUUCACAACUAAUAUCUGCCUUGAAAUCAACAACACAGGUUUUGCAACAGCAGCUUGCUCAACCACAACAAUUACAGCAUCUGCAACAGCACGCAGUUCAUCCACAACUACCACAAGGAGCCAUCUUUGACAGUAAGCAGACAAUGAGUGCAAGGCAGCCAAAUGUAACCAUACAACCAAGAUCAGAAGGUGCGGCAACCAUUACCCAUAAAGUAUACCAAGGACCAGUAUUGAUAGCACCACACCCAAAGGUAUCCAGUAACAGCAUCCAGGGUGCUCAAGCAAGCCUGAAGUCCACUCUGGUGCAGCCUGUGCAAGGGGUUACUGCCGAAGUUCAGCCUUCAACUACCAGUCUGUUGUCCUUGCAGCAGAUGCUGGAUGACAGUACCUCCACUCAGGUUGCCUCACCAUCUGGUUUGAAAGUUGAAUCAAGCACCUUGGGUUUCAAGACCUCUGGUCUUCCACAGCAAAGUACACCUACAAUUACCAGUAGCUUUAGCUUUCCUCAAGCGCUCUUUACAACAGGGACAACGACCACAGCUGCUCCUACAACCAAUGAACUGACUGCCAUCACAGGAGAUUUACUGAACACUGUUUCUACUUCUGCCUCACCUCAAACACCAAAAUUUACGAGGCCAAUUUCAGCAGCUGACCGGGAAAACUAUAAGGAACAUAGAAGACAGUCACAUAUAACUGCUGAACAAAAAAGAAGAUUUAACAUAAAGGUUGGAUUUGACCAGCUAUCAAAUCUCGUCCCAUCAUUAGCUCACCAGAAGAACGCUAAAAUCAGCAAGGCCACAAUUUUACAGAAAUCUGUGGAAUAUACAAUGAAACUACAGCAAGAAAAAGAAAGAAUGAUGGAAGAAGAAGAACUACUGAAAAAGGAGAUUCAAAGUCUGCAUAGUUCUAUCAGCGCCUGCCAGCAACAGUUACCAGCUUCUGGGGUACCCUUGAAUCGCCAGCGAUCAGACCAGAUGUUGACGCUGUAUAAUGAAUAUGUGAAAAUGAGAACGCAAGAGAACUUCAAGUUCUGGAUACUUGGAGUAAUAUUCCGCAAGAUGUUCGAGGUUUACAACCAAAAUGUAUCAACAAGCACCUGGAAAGAAUUUUGUGCUAACAUUCUAUCUUGGCUGGAUGAACACUGCACGCUUCCUAAUCUUAGACCAGCUGUGCUGUCAGCACUACGAGACAUCAGUAGAUCCACAUCAAUCCUGACCAACCCUUCCAAGUUCCCGGACGAGAUCAAGCAUUACAUCGCUACUAAUACCAACCCAACCGUCAUCUCAGAUACCCCAUCAUCCUCGCCAACUAAACGAAACAUACAAGGCAGAAACUAUUUCCACGAUGAUACGAUGCAGUAACCUUAUUAAAAAUGUUUUUACCUACGGAUAACGUUCAGGAAAUUCUGGAACAGUGUCUGAGGAAUGCUGGAUGUGAGGAAUGGUGGAUCCUGACCUUUGAAAAUAUAUAGUGUAAAUAUAAAAUGUAUAAGAGAAGUGCUGGCACAUUUCUUGCUGAUAGCAGAAGUAAAAAGACAAUUCUUUGA
Actinia tenebrosa (Australian red waratah sea anemone) is the source of this 4515-nucleotide messenger RNA. RefSeq lists its product as uncharacterized. Gene Ontology annotation, cellular component: nucleus. Gene Ontology annotation, molecular function: DNA-binding transcription factor activity, RNA polymerase II-specific; RNA polymerase II cis-regulatory region sequence-specific DNA binding; protein dimerization activity. Gene Ontology annotation, biological process: regulation of transcription by RNA polymerase II. The record is from RefSeq and is a predicted model, not a curated record. Lineage: Eukaryota; Metazoa; Cnidaria; Anthozoa; Actiniaria; Actiniidae.